AUGUCCGAACUCACCUCCCCACCAUCCCCAUACCCACCGGCCCAAGACACCUCCCAACUGCCCAACCCACUUCCCCACCGUCCCAACACCCCAGUGUACCAACCCUACUCCUCACCUUCCCUGCACCCGCCGUCCCAAGCUGCCUCCCUGCCAUCCCCGCACCCCGGCAUCCCACCCUACCUCCCAACUGUCACCCUGGCCCGGUUACCCAACCUGCCUCCACACUGUGUCUGUGCCCUGCUGACCCAAAACUUCUCACCAUCCCACCACCACCAUGGUCAAACCCACCUCUCUACCAUCCCCAUGCCCCAGCAGCCCAACUUGCCUUCCCACCAUCCCAGUGCCCCAGUGGCCAACCUAUCUCCCCACAGUCCCCUUGCCUAUGUGGCCAAACCCAACUCCCCACCAUCCCCGUGCCUCAGAGGCCCAGCCUAUCUCCCCACCCUCCCCAUGCACCAACAGCCCAGCCCAUCUCCACAACGUCCCAGUACCCCAGUUGCCCAACCUGCCUUCCCACUAUCCCUGCACCCAGGCCGUCCAACCUGCUUCCCCACUCUCCCCACACCCCGGAGGCCCAACCUGCCUCCCAACCAUCCCCAAGCCCCUGCAACCCAACCCACCACCAAACCAUCCCUACACCCUGGUGGACCAACCCACCUAACCACCAUCCCUGUGCCCUGGCUGCCCAACCCAUUUCCACACUGUCCAUGUGCCCUUGCAGCCCAACCCACCUCUGAACCGUCCCCACACACUGAUGGCCCAACCCACCUCCCCACCAUCCCUGCUCUCCAGCAGUCCAAUGCGCCUCCCAACCAUUCCUUCAUCCCUUCAGCCCAAUCCGCCUCCCAACUGUCCCCAGCAGCCCAAUCCACCUCCCCUUUGUCCCCAGCAGCCCAACCUGCCUCCCCACUGUCCCAGCAGCCCAAACCUCAUCCCCGCUAUCCCUGCGGCCCUGCUGCCCUACUUGCCUCCACACUGUCCCCAAGCCCCAGCUUCCCAACCCGCCUCCCCACCAUCCCCAAGCCUCAGCUGCCCAACCUGCCUCCCCACCAUCCCCUAGCCCUAGUGGCCUAA
Molecule: messenger RNA, 1074 nt
Organism: Macrobrachium nipponense
Lineage: Eukaryota; Metazoa; Arthropoda; Malacostraca; Decapoda; Palaemonidae
Product: DNA-directed RNA polymerase II subunit RPB1-like
Exons: 1
Coding region: 1-1074 (357 amino acids)
Source: RefSeq, a predicted model, not a curated record